CCCGACUCUCUUUCCUACAACAAAUAUGGCUGCAAAAUCGGACGGAGCAGCCCUGUCUGUGCAGACUACCGAGAAUCCGGUACCACCACCACUCCGAUGUAUGGUCGCAGCCGAGCCCGACCAGGGUCCCUCGUCGUGCCGCUAUGCUUCUAAGCCCUACUCGCUCCUGGAUUGCUGCUGGGUGUUGUGCUCACUGCUCGUCUUCUUUUCAGACGGGGCCACCGACCUGUGGCUUGCCGCGGACUACUACCUGAGACGGGACUACUGGUGGUUCGGGCUGACGCUGGUCUUCGUGGUGGUUCCCUCCGCCGUGGUUCAGGUGUUGAGUUUCAGGUGGAUAGUCUACGACUACACGGACAUCAGCGGCAGCAGCAGCGGGGCAGUAGCGGCAGUCAGUGCGGCGGCAGCAGCGGCGGCGGCGGACUCUUCCAAGGGAGGCGAGUGUAAUUUCAGCACCAAGGGCAGCACCAACAACAACAAACAGCGCGGUGGCGGAGCGGCCAAUGCUGCUACUGUUGGCGGGGUUGGAUGCUCCGGCACGCGGACAUGCUGCAGAGUGUGUAUGUGGCUGUUCCAGUCAAUUCUUCACCUCCUACAACUGGGCCAGGUCUGGAGGUAUGUCCAUGCCCUCUACCUGGGCGCCCAGAGCAGUUGGCACGGCAACCGCGGUCACUUCCACUGGAGGUUGAUGUGUGAGUGUGCUGACAUCACCAUGCUGAGGCUGCUGGAGGCCUUCCUGAAGAGCGCUCCUCAGCUGGUGCUACAACUCAGCAUCAUGAUACAUGCCAACCACGUCCUGCCACUACAGGGUCUCUCUGCCUCAGCCUCCUUGGUCUCUCUGGCCUGGAUAAUAGCGUCCUACCAGAAGACUCUGAGGGACUCCAGAGAUGACAAGCUCCCGAUGUCCUACAAGGCUGUGAUUGUCCAGAUGCUGUGGCACUUCUUCACCAUCGGGGCCAGGACCAUCGCCUUCGCCCUGUUCGCCUCAGUGUUCCAGCUCUACUUCGGUAUCUUCGUCGUGAGCCACUGGUGCCUCAUGACGUUCUGGAUCAUCCAGGGGGAGACAGACUUCUGCAUGUCCAAGUGGGAGGAGAUCAUCUAUAACAUGGUAGUGGGCAUCGUCUACAUCUUCUGCUGGUUCAACGUCAAGGAGGGCCGCGCUCGCUUCAGGAUGUGGCUCUAUCACACGGUGACUCUGGUAGAGAACGUGUCCCUCAUCGCGGCGUGGUAUCUUUACCGCGGGCCGAACACCUCGGACUUUUACGCCCUCGUCGUGGUGUGUGUGGUGGUUUGUAGCUACGCUCUGGGGAUCUUCUUCAUGUUGGGGUAUUAUUGUCUCCUGCACCCUGACGGGCCGGUGUCCGCGGCUCAGUGGGGGGGGUGUGUGGAGGAUGGGGGGUUGAUGGUGGAGUCCUGUGUGACCCCAGCCGAGGCAUCACCCCUCCCCCCUCCAGACGUGGUCACCAGCCCCCCUAGGACUCUAACUAGGACUGCAGGUGCGGAUCGGGGCGAGGUGGUACCAGGAGAUCUAGCUGUGUUCCAGGUUAGAUCCACCGCCACUACCUCUCCGGCCCUGGCCCCUCGGCCCCUCAGGACAGAGGGGCCAGUGAUCCGGAUAGACCUUCCCAGAAAAAGGUACCCUGCCUGGGAUGCUCACUUCAUCGACAGGCGGCUGCGGAAGACCAUCCUGGUCCUGGAGAACACCUCCCCGGUCACGCCCAGGAUCCAAUACCGCAGUCUGAGCAAACCCAAGGAGGUUAUGGAGUAUGAGACUACCGUGUAA
Oncorhynchus nerka (sockeye salmon) is the source of this 1783-nucleotide messenger RNA. RefSeq names its product XK-related protein 7-like. The record is from RefSeq and is a predicted model, not a curated record. The transcript is spliced from 5 exons. NCBI's taxonomy places the organism in Eukaryota, Metazoa, Chordata, Actinopteri, Salmoniformes, Salmonidae. Gene Ontology annotation, cellular component: plasma membrane. The coding region runs from base 26 to 1783 and encodes 585 amino acids. Gene Ontology annotation, biological process: phosphatidylserine exposure on apoptotic cell surface; apoptotic process involved in development; engulfment of apoptotic cell.